Molecule: messenger RNA, 1697 nt
Organism: Cotesia glomerata
Lineage: Eukaryota; Metazoa; Arthropoda; Insecta; Hymenoptera; Braconidae
Product: neuroglobin-like
Exons: 3
Coding region: 489-1052 (187 amino acids)
Molecular function (GO): heme binding; oxygen binding
Source: RefSeq, a predicted model, not a curated record
AUUGCUGAAAGGAAGAGGACUGAAAAUUAAUAUAAAUACGACGCGGCGAAAGAGGAGAAAGCGUAAAAAAAAGUGGCGGGAUAAAAUUGUAAGAUGGAAGAAUCUUUGAAGCGCGGGAUAAGUUGAAGAUUAUAACAAAAAAUAAAGAAAAAAAAAAAAUGCCGGAGUAGUUUUCUGGUAAGAAGAAAAAGCUCGAUUGAACUUUUUAACUCGAGGGUAUUUUUAUGUUUUAUUUAAUAUUUUGUUAAAGUAGAGCGUGGAUAGAAAUUUUAUAUUUUAUUUUUAUUUUACUUUUUUAUCGGCUAAACUUGGUGCAGUUAGAUUCAACUUUCAAGAGUCGAGUUACUAGAAUGGUAAUUUUUUAUAUUGCUAUCGCCAGUGACAAAGAUGGAUACAGACAUGAAUUUAAGUGACAAAUUGAAUUUAAUCAAGUAAAUAAACAAGGUGACGAGAGUGGUGAUUGGAUUUAAGAAGAUUUGUUUUUUAAAAUGGGCUGCGAACUUAGCAAAUUGGCCUCUUCGACGACACAGUCGAAUCAAGGUGGAAGAGAAUCACCACCUCCGCCAGCAGCUACUGAUCCGAGAUUGCCUCUGACAGCCAGGCAAAAAUUCACCAUAAUUGCCAGCUGGAAAGCCGUUGCUAGAGCUAUGGAGCCCACUGGAGUUUUCAUGUUUGUCAAGUUAUUCGAAGAUAAUACCGAGCUUCUUAAUCUAUUUACAAAGUUUCGAGAACUUAAGACAAAAGAGCAACAAACCGAGAGUAUGGAACUCGCUGAACAUGCAAAUAAGGUUAUGGAAACUUUAGACGAGGGCAUUAAAAGUCUUGAUGAUAUGGAUGUCUUUCUAACAUAUCUUCAUCAAGUUGGUGCGUCUCAUACCAAAAUACCUGGAUUCAACAGACAAUAUUUUUGGAAAAUAGAAACACCGUUUUUGGAGGCUGUUAAACGUACCCUUGAGGAUCGCUACACGGAUAACGUCGAGACCAUAUACAAGCUCACGAUAAAGUUCAUAAUAGAGACGCUGAUCGAUGGGUUUGAUAAAGCCCAAAAGUAAAUAUAUACAGAGAUAUAUAUUGAAUUAAAUAAUAAUAACAUCCACACAAUGCCAAAUGUUGAUUUUUUUUCUACAUUUUAUUGGAGCAUUUAUAAAAAUGUGCGACGUACUUUUAAAAAAAAAAAUUACGUAAUAAAAUGGUCCAAUUUUACGACUAAGACUUAAUCUGCACGGAUACAUUCUAGUCAAUUCCAUGUAUUAUUACUUGUAUUAAUAUAACUAUUUUUACGAUCGAUUUGUGGCAUAAAUACUUGAGCGAAAAAAGAAGAAAUAAAAUAAUAAAAUUAAGAAACUAUAAAUUGAUGACUUGUCUGCAGUCGACACGCUCGAGUGUGUGCUAAUAAUUAAUAAUUAUACACUUAAGUUAAAUAAUUAUAGGUAAAUACAUUUGUGCGUGAGUGCGUGUCUGAUAGAGUGGAUGAAUAUUUUAAGUUUUUUUUUUUUUUUUUUUUUUUUUUUAAUAAUUUUAUAAUUAAUUUAUGUGUUGACGAUAAAAUAAUGAGCCGAAUUAUUUAUUUACUAACUACUGGAUUAGUAGUAAUAAUCGAGGGAAGAAAUGUACUUAAAAAAUAAAGACAUGCGUGGGUUUAUCCCCUCGCUACAAUGUCAAUUUAUAAUGGGGUCUUCUAACUAAACUAAACAAAA